AUGUCUUCCUCAACGGCACCCUUGCUGGCACCAUACACAACCCCGCCACCAUAUCAGGCCCUACAGCUCAUAACAUCCGUACUUGGGUCUACGAGCAAUUGGCUGGUUCUAAGGUGCCUCUGUGAUGCACUACAGAUACCAUCCCUAAGAAGGGGCAAUAUCGACGGCCUAGAAGACACGGCUGACUUCGAAGGAGACGACUCCACGAAGAGAUCUAAAAAGCUGAAAGUUGUGCUUGUCAGCUUUCUACGAGGGUGGGAAUUCUGGAGGGCAGAGGCACGGAGAGCGGGUCUCGAUUUGAACAAAUUAUCCAAGGAAGGAAAAUUCUCGUUCGUCGAUGGAGUAACCUACCUGUUCUCCCCCUCCCCUACUCAGAUACCGCAGUCUGCGGUGCCAGGGGGAGCUCUGGCUUCCCCCACUCGUGCCCGAAAGAGCUCAAUAUCAUCACCUUCUUUCCCAUUGCCUGAUAGAACUCCUCCAAGGGCACCACAGAAUGCCCGUGGUCCCAAGCCUGGCCCUAUAUCGUUUUCAGGACGGGCGAACCCAUUACUCGCCCGCCCAGCACCCCCAACACCACCUAUUUCCGCUGCUCCUACGGCAUUUGCUACACCGCCUACCUCUGCUAUAAAUGACAGUAACCAUAUCCAGAAUAUAAGGAUGCUCCGCUGGGCGCCUUCGCCAGGAAAUCCUGGUGGCUUGGACGGGGUGGAGAAGACUAUUUCCUCUGCCAUAGCAGACAUCUGUAAAGGGCAGGAAAAUGAUGUGCUCCUCGUCCUUGACCAGCCAGAUUUCCUUCUUGCCGCCACAGGUUCAAGCAUGCAGGUUGCUUCCGCCGAGAUGGGCGAAUUGAUUAUGGGAUUGAGACGUCUUGUUCAUUCUACGAUUAUCACUGUGGCAGCUGAUUCGCCGCUGAUGCACAGUAGUCAACAACCCACACCACUAGAAAUAGAGCAUUCAGCAUUAGUAGUGUCACUUGCUCAUCAAGCACAAAUGGUUAUGCAGCUGAGAGGGCUUGACACUGGCGUGGCAAGAGACGUGAGUGGUGUGUUACGGGUGAGCAAGGGAGGAGCGUUAGCAGAUACAGAUACUCUUAAGAACGAGGAGAAUGGCGAUACUUGGGAGGAGAAGGAGGUCCUAUACUUUGUCCAGAGUGACGGGUCUGUGAAAGUAUUUGGGCGUGGUGAAUAA
This is a messenger RNA of Nannizzia gypsea CBS 118893, 1188 nucleotides long. RefSeq lists its product as hypothetical. The record is from RefSeq and is a predicted model, not a curated record. Gene Ontology annotation, cellular component: elongator holoenzyme complex. Gene Ontology annotation, biological process: tRNA wobble uridine modification. The transcript has 3 exons. Lineage: Eukaryota; Fungi; Ascomycota; Eurotiomycetes; Onygenales; Arthrodermataceae. The coding region runs from base 1 to 1188 and encodes 395 amino acids.